CAGGUGCCCCUCUUUUCACUCUUAAAGCAUGCUGGCUUGGAUAAGAUAAUAUAGGGUCAUCAUAUGUAUGAGUAUAAGUAGGUAAUCAAGCAGGUGGCUGGGGUAAUUUUGAAGCCCUGAAACAAUUCCAAACAUGGACUAGAAUAUUCUGCCAAAUGAAUGAAGGGCAGGAACAGCAGAAUGCUGAAGAGUAGGAUCUCUGAUUAUGGUGACAAAGAGAAAGUCCCCAGGGUCAUUCAGGGAGUAAAAAUUAUUGAGGUUGGAGUCCAAUUCAAGAUUUUUAGCUACAGAGCCCUAGCUCCUGAUCAGUACUCUAUAUUGUGCUCAAUAAUUGUGAGCUCUAAGGAGGAAGAGGAUUGCAUAUUUUAUUUUCUGUUUUAUUCUCAGUGCCAAGAAAGUAUCUGGAACAUGGUCAAGUAAGUAAAGAAAUUUAUGCUGGCCUCCUUUGAAGGAAAUCUUGUUUGCUGUUGGAAAUCCGAUGUACUCUGUGACCACAAUGGGGCAGAUGGAAGAUUCAGACAGCAAAAUGUGUGGUGUGUCUGAAUUUUGAUACAGUUUCCAGGAGAAACAGCAUGUGGCUGUAAUGUACACAUAGUGAUGAUAACCACCAUAUCUCAGUCCCUGACACUUCCUACUCCUUCCAUCCCCAGCAGAGAUAAGAACAACAUGAGGCCUAAGAACCAGAGCAGCAUGUCCGAGUUCCUACUCCUGGGGCUCCCCAUACGGCCAGAGCAGCAGGGCAUGUUCUUCACCCUGUUCCUGGGCAUGUACCUGACCACGGUGCUGGGGAACCUGCUCAUCAUCCUGCUCAUCAGGCUGGAUUCUCGCCUCCACACGCCCAUGUACUUCUUCCUCAGCCACUUGGCCUUCUCAGAUAUUUUCUCAUCUGUCACCGUCCCAAAGAUGCUGAUGAACAUGCAGACUCAGCACUUGUCCAUCCCCAAUGUGGCAUGCAUUUCCCAGAUGUAUUUUUUCAUAUUUUUUGUCUGUCUUGACAAUUUCCUUCUUGCAGUGAUGGCAUAUGACAGGUAUGUGGCCAUCUGUCAACCACUCCACUACACCACUGUCAUGAGGGAGGAGCUGUGUAUCUUACUGGUGGCUGGAUCCUGGUUCUUCUCAUGUGCCCAUGCCCUAUUGCAUACUCUCCUUCUGUCCCGCCUGUCCUUCUGUGCUGACAAUACCAUCCCUCAUUUCUUUUGUGAUCUCACCACCCUUUUGAAGUUGAUCUGCUCAGACACCUCCCUCAAUGAGCUAGUUAUCUUCACCGAGGGGGGCGUGUUUGCCUUCCUGCCAUUGUGUGCUAUUUUGGGCUCUUAUAUUCGCAUUGGGGCCACCAUCCUAGGGGUUCCCUCCAUCAAGAGGAUCUGCAAAGGCUUGUCCACCUGUGGCUCCCACCUCCUUGUGGUGUUUUUGUACUAUGGGACUCUUGCAAUGAUUUACUUCAUUCCUUCAUCAAACAAUUCCAAAGUCAAAGAUAUAAUUGCUUCAGUUAUAUAUACAGUGGUGACACCCAUGUUAAACCCCUUUAUCUAUAGCCUGAGGAACAGGGACAUGAAACUAGCUCUGGGGAUACUUUAUAGGAGGAAAAUUAUUUUUUCUAAGUAACAGUUACUCAUAUUCUUAAUUUUCCUAGUGAUGUUUCUAGAGACACCUCCUUGAAAAAUUGUGUAGGUGACUGUUGUAGAUAGCAAAAAUGGCCAAAUUACUUCACUGCCCCUCUUAUAAAUGUGGUUUGUUUCCUUACCCACUGAAUCGAGACAGGACUUCUGACUGACUUUGACUAAUAGAUUCAGUGAAAGUGGUGUGAGAUUUCCAAGCCUAUGUAGACUCUGUUCCUUCUCCUCUUGGAACCUUGAGACCACCAUGUGAAAUAGUCCAAGCUAGGGUGUGUGAAGAUGGGGGCCAUGUGAGGGAGAACCAAAAUGCUCCAGCUAACAAUCAACCAGCUCCCUGGUGACCUGGUAGGUGACAGCAGAAGCAUGAGUGAGCCCUUGUUGUGAUCAGUUGAACCAAACCCAGAUGAGAAGCCCUAUCCAGCUGGCACAUUCCCUGCUCAAAUUGCAAGUGCAUGGAAUUGUCAUAUAAACAAGUGGUUGUUGUUAAGCCACUAAAUUUGGGGAUGGUUUGUUAUGCAGCAAAAGCUAACUGAUACAUUGACUGCCUUUGUUUCCUUGUUUUCCUUGAUUUCAAUGGUCUCUCCCCCCUUUUUGAUCCCUACUUGGAUUGUAUUCCCUGCCUAUUUUUCAGGUUAUGAUUUCCAUAACCUAUUUCCUUAGCCUUAGGUAUAUUUUCUUGUUCUCAUUAUUCUCCCAUAAGCGUUGGUAUAUGGCAUUAUCAGCAACUCUCAUUUUUGUCAAGUCAAAAUUUUAAGGUAUGGCCUUAUCUAUCUGAAGAGAUAUAAAUGAAUUGCUGUGAUAUCAAAACACAUGAAUUUCUUUUUCUGAAGGAAGGUUACACAUUCUGUUUCUUCUUGAAGAAGAGAAACAAUCUUAGACUAAGAUUUGCGGUCUAAAUUACGUUGCAUUUUGUAUAAGUUAUACCUUCUGACCCCUUAACUUACUGAUGCCAAGUUAAAGAGAUAAGAAUUUUCAAAUGUGA
Messenger RNA from Leopardus geoffroyi (Geoffroy's cat), 2598 nucleotides. Its product is annotated as olfactory receptor 1J4-like. NCBI's taxonomy places the organism in Eukaryota, Metazoa, Chordata, Mammalia, Carnivora, Felidae. Gene Ontology annotation, molecular function: olfactory receptor activity; G protein-coupled receptor activity. The record is from RefSeq and is a predicted model, not a curated record. Gene Ontology annotation, biological process: G protein-coupled receptor signaling pathway. Gene Ontology annotation, cellular component: membrane.